Molecule: messenger RNA, 4992 nt
Organism: Arthroderma uncinatum
Lineage: Eukaryota; Fungi; Ascomycota; Eurotiomycetes; Onygenales; Arthrodermataceae
Exons: 5
Coding region: 1-4992 (1663 amino acids)
Biological process (GO): nuclear pore organization
Cellular component (GO): nuclear pore; nuclear pore inner ring
Molecular function (GO): structural constituent of nuclear pore
Source: RefSeq, a predicted model, not a curated record
AUGGAGGGGGAUGAGAGCUCUGAUAACUUACGGGGCCUCUACCAGGACCUUUCGGCAUUGUCCAGGUUUGCUCUGCCAAAUGCAGAGAGGCUUGUGGCCGAAUUGGAAGCAACUCUUGAAGACUUUAGGAGGCUUCUAGACAAGCCGUCCAAAAACAACGACAGCAGAAAGACCGUUCUUUCUGGCAAAAUCAAACUCGACGAUGUCGAAUAUGAGGUUAACCUCGAAUUCCAGCAAGAAGUCCUGCAGGUAGCAGAUGCAUUAGAUAUCGAUGAGAUCGAAGCCGCGCGUUACUAUAUACGCGCUCAGUCCGACUCCAAGAAGCUGGAUCGCUCCCCCAUCGUGAGCUCUAUAAUCCGUUUCCACGAGCAGAGAGAAUUCGUCCUAGAAUGUCUACGCCUAGUCCUCCACGAGUCGUUCGAGGUGGAGCGAGAAGAAACUCAGCUUCUUAUGAAAGAAUACGUGGCAUCUGUGCUUGAGAUCCAGAAUGGCCCUUUGCGGAAUGGCUCGCUUUUCGCAAGAAAGUGCAUGGAUGCCAUGACGGACAUUGAAAAGUGGCUGGUCCUUUUGGGAGAACAAAUACAAAAGGCAUCAAUCGUUGGACAGUCACAAGAGGCAGAUAUUCUUGAGGUUAUUGAAUAUCAACGGCAAAGUCUUGGGAAACAACAUGAAUCCCUAGGGGCUAUCGUAUGUUAUCUAUUUAAGGGGACCUACACAAGCUCAGAAGAUUUCCGAAAAUUGCUUGAAAAGACAAAAAAGGUCGACAAAUUCGACAUGCUUCUAGUCCAUUAUAUCCCAUCGAUCAUAGCGGCGACCUCGCAGUAUGGCUCGUCGGAAGGCCAGGGGAUUGAUGAUGCGAGAUCCCUGCACAAAGUGAUUGCUGAAUCCAAGGACUCUCGAGGUUGGAUACUUCCUCAAUUCCAUGCUGCGACCAUAGUCUUUUGGCUGGCUGAGUAUAGUGGCUGGUACUUUGAUAGUGGGGCCGCUGCUCACUUGCAGGGUAUAAACUCCGCAGAUGAGUCUGCAAAGUUGUCGAAGGCUCUUCUCACUGCCCUCGAGGAUGCUGGUUUCCAUUUCAUACUUAGCAUUUGUGCUGGAGUUGGACUAGACGAAUGGAAGAACACAGAAAGAAAUGAGUUGGUCUCCCUGCUACUAAAAGAUGGAAUUCGCCUUACUCUUGAACCCGAUUCUCCCUCGCCAUAUUUCCAUUCUAUUCUCAUGGAGAGCAUCGAAGGUUUUACCGAAUCGCUGAUCGCAAACAUGCCCGAUGCGAUUCGAAUGCUGAAAUCAGAGGAAGACAUGCAGCGGUUAGAUCAAAUUACUGCUCUUAGAGACACAGUUUCCCCAAAUCUCCACCGAGGACCUGUCGAAGUUCGUAUGCAUUUGGAAUGCUUGCUCGCGAUUAUUGCAUUUUCCUUUGAUCGCAGAAAUGAUGCAGCCCAGGAGUUCUGGUUAGACCCUGACGGCAACUUGUACGGGUUUCUCCAAUGGGUCUCGAAACGACAAACUGUACCCCGUGCUAGUGCGUUCUGUGAAAUGUUAUGCUCAAUUUCAGGCGGCGAAGAGAACUCAUCUUCGGCACACAAGUUUCUUAUUGACGAAGAUGCCUUGUCCUCUACAAAAUUCCGAAGAUCUGCUUCCAUGAGCUGGACUCAAAUGUUCGCCGAGAUUCAACUAUAUGCAGUGAGAAUAACAGAGCGGCCAUCCACAUCGCAGUCUUCAACCCUACGCCUACGCAAACUGGAAGUGCCAGAUAUCGAGGAGCCUGAAAGUCCAAUCAUGCUAACUAGCUACCUUCGUCUCAUUAGCCAUCUUUGCAGAGAGAAUAGUAAGAUACGAGACUGGAUUUUACAACAUCAGACCGCCAACUUGAUCCCGAUGUUGCUUACAUUAUGCGGCGCGCCCAUUCCACAACAUCUAAGAGCAGCUAUUUUUGUUACUUUACGAUGCUUAAUGAUAGACCGGACAAUGGCCCACUCAAAUGAAAUGUGGACUUCACUUGACAAUUGCAUUUCUGGGUCUGGCUCCCUUCCGUUAGCACUUUCUCGAUUGCCUCCUCUCUCUAGCCCACCAGUACGAAAGGAACGACAUGCUUUCCAACGUAUCACAGAGAGCUUUGACCAGAUGAAUGCAUUUGUUGAGAUGCUAAAUAACUUGGUUACCCCGGUAUCUGACGCGCUAGAUUCCCAAUUAUCCCUACCAUUCCCGGAAUCUCUAGGUUCCUCAUACCGAAUGCCUGGUAUUGAGCCGUAUAUCGAUUACGUGAUGAGCCAGGCUUUUGCAAACAGGACUUCCAUGUCUGAAGAUAAGGAAUCACAUCUCCUCCAGUGGAAUUGCAUGAACUUUGCAGCUACUUGUCUGGAGUCCUUUAACGAAAACCUUGUGAGCAUCGUCAGCCAGCCAUCGAUAUCCGCCCAGCCGAACUGGAAGGUGACAUUUUCUGCAUAUCUUCGCUUACACCCAUUCUCACGAGUGAUGGAGUGGCUUUUUAACGAGGAUGUACUCAGGGUACUUUUUUCAUGUUCUCAUAAAGAUGCGGAUGGGGUUGCUAAAGCUUCUUCCGAUUCUAUUUUGGUGUCUAGCUUGGUUCGGAGCAUUAACGUUAUGAAUCUGAUCCUCGAUCAUCAGCCUACCUAUUUUAACAUUGUUCGGCCGACGAUCAAGAAUUCUGGACAAGACUCAUCCUUCAACAUUGCCAAUUCUACCCUUGCAUCCUUCGAAGAUUGUGUCAUCGAUAACCUAGGAUUAAUAUCUGACCUAUGCCUCUAUUGCGGAACUGGACAUCCACAACUGACUCUAACGUCAUUGGCGCUUUUGGAAAAGUUAUCUGCUUCCCGCAAGCUGAACAAGUCUUCCACUAUUACUUCCCGAUGGCAGGCUACUAACCAGAUGGUUGAACAAUUGAACUCAAAUGUAGAGGCGGACCGUGUGGCUCGAUCACUAGCCUCUCAAAUGGAUGUGGAUGUACGAGAAUUAGAGAGCGGUCCGGACUCCUCAGGUUACCUCAUUAAGAUGGGAUUGCUUCAACUAUUAGACAAGUGCCUCAAGAUGUCGCCCGAUAAACCAACUAUCGCCCAUCUCCUCCUCGGUUUCUCCUGCCUUGGAAAUUCUCUCGAUAUUUCGCCAGACAGCUUAUUUGAAGGCGGAAUUUCCCUGCUACACUCUAUACUCGAAUUCGUCAAAUCUUAUCCUCUCGAGGUAGAUGGGGCGAUCGUUUCUUGGAUGAUACACCUUAGGCGCCUAGGAUUUCAAGUUCUAUUAAACCUAUGGGCGUCACCUCUCUCGUCCAAUCUUACUUUACCUCAUCUUCGCGCUGGUCAACUCUUGCCAGUACUCUUCAUCUCCCAGCCAAUUGUUACUGCUGACACAUUAUGGGAUAGCUUCAGAACACACGAGCCUGAUUUCUGGCUAUCAUCUUCACCCACCUCGCUAUCUGAGUUGUUGGUACUCCGCACUUUACUCUAUGAAUACGCAACGACAGAAAUACGAGCGGUAUACAAACAAAGUUCACCUUCUCUCCAGAGGGAUACCUUACGGACAAUUUUAGGCAGCACGGUUGCUGAGGGUGACCAAACCAUCGAACAUCCAUCCUUGUUUGAUUUGUUUGACUUUGCGGACAUUGAUAUCGAUUUCUCCUACGCAUGGCCUGAGCUGCAAUUCUUCAAGAAUAUCGACGUUGAACAUUGUGUGAAAACCCAAGAAGAUGGGGCAGUUUCUCUGUAUGAUCUCGAGGCCCUCCAAGAGCUGCUUCAACUCGUCAAAGAAGACCUUGUUGCAGCAGGUGUAGUAACACCACAAAACGAGGAACAAGUUAUGGCUGAAAAGGAGAAGCUUUUGCUGUUUCUGCGCGCCAUCAACGAAUUCCGCUAUGUUCGCUUCAAUCGCUUCGUCGCGUUAAAGGCCUGGACAGAACUCGUGACAAUUAUUUCCGUUACAUGCAAAAUGGACCCAACAUACCUGGCUUCAUUUAUCCAGCAAAUACUGCAGCUCAUACUUCCCAAAUUCGAGUCGUCUAUUGUUGGAAAUUCAGCUGAGGCCAUAGAGCUGGCACAUCUUGGAGAGACCCUCAUUGAUGGCCUUGAUAAGAUUCCUACCAGUACGAACGGUGAUGUGAUCGAUGAGCGUCUGGACUAUCUAUUCCAAGUGUGUAUAAGCGGCAUACCACAGACAUCCGACAAUAUCGUCCUGAGAGAGAGUCUUUAUCAGAUCUGCUCGAAACACCUCGCCCGGAUCACGGCAUCAAAUUCGAUGCGUGAUAGGUUCAAGGAGCACGCUCACGGCGCGGUCAAGGUAGCAGGGCCUGCACUUAUGGAGACGAUUUGCGACGAUGCAUAUGGCGGUAGUGAGACCUGUAGAGUCUCUGCUUUGGUCCUCCUAAACCUUUUGGGAGCCCUGGACCAACAGCAGAAUUCCUCUCUCCUUGUCAAUUUAAUUACUCACUCCAACUAUCUCGGAAUGUUCCUCGACGUGCUAAGAGUAAUGCCUUCAGAAUUUCGAAACGCCAAAGCCGCAGAUACGGCACAGUUACUCCUGUUCUAUGAAUCACAGUUGUCACUUCUACAGCAGCUUUCACAAACAAAGGCUGGUGCAGCCCAGCUCUUGGACGCCGGCCUGUUCCAAGCGGUAAAAGAGUCACAGCUGUUUUCUGCUGACCCAGACAUAGGCAUUGAUAUCGAUAACAACGACGCACUCCAACGAUACUAUGAUCUACUUCUCUCAGUUCUCCAAGUGAUCGUUUCCACAAUCUUUGCCCGAGGGUUACAUAACCAGUCCAUCCGCGAUCAGACGAGGACGUUCCUUUCAGAAAAUAGGCAAAGCAUGGUCGGUAUAUUCAAGCGAUGCGCGAAGAGCGGGAGUUCAGACGAUCCCAGCAUGAAAAAGUGCCUGGAUAACCUGGCCAAGUCGUAUACUGCAUUGAUCGCGUCAGUCGACUUUCUCGAUUACGAAGAUAGCCAGUCGACCUUCACAUCGAAGCCAAAAUUCUUUUCCUAA